GUAAUCAAAAGAGAGCAGUAUUAGUUUGGGAAGGAGGACAAAAGUAAUCCGGAUAAAGCUGUCCCCACUAGGGAAACAAAAACGCUAUCCAGGAUAGGAAAAUCAGAUAAGCAAAACCUCUAAAUUCAGUUCCGGUUGCUGCCUGAGUGAAGGAACCUCGUACAGUUGCAGCAAUGGAAACUUUAGGAGUUCCGUGUGUUAAUGCCAUUACAACCAACUAUUCCACCUCUCAAACACAACGCACCACAUCAUUUAUUCCAAGACUCAAUUUUUUAACAGUCCCAAUUCACCCUUUUACAAAGCAGAAGCAUGGAAGGGUUUUAAAAAUGCAAGCAGCUGACGGUGACUAUGAGGAUUAUGAUUUGAAGCAAAUGAGAGGCAUGGCUGCUGCCAAGAAAAGAUGGGACCUUUUGCUUAGAGAAGGGAAAGUAAAGGUUCUAACGCCGAGGGAAGCUGGUUAUGCAGUUCAACUCUCUUACAAAACCCUGCUUGAUGUUCGCCCUUCUGUUGAGCGGAAUAAGGCGUGGGUUAAGGGCUCAACUUGGAUUCCAAUCUUUGAAGUUGAUGAUAGAUUUGACAUCGGAACUCUUACGAGCAAGAUCACAACUUUUAUGAUGGGAGGCUGGUGGAGUGGUGUACCUACGCUAACUUAUGAUAACCAGUUUAUAUCUAAGGUUGAGGAGAAGUUCCCAAAAGAUACAGACCUGAUUGUCGCUUGCCAGAGAGGAUUAAGAUCUCUAGCUGCUUGUGAGAGUCUGUACAAUGCAGGUUAUAGAAACCUAUUUUGGGUUCAAGGGGGUCUUGAAGCAGCCGAAGAAGAGGAUCUUGUCAUAGAAGGUCCUCAACCUCUUAAGUUUGCCGGAAUUGGAGGUGUUUCUGAAUUCCUCGGCUGGACGGAUCAACAAAGAGCUAUAGCUGCCAAAGAAGGUUGGGGUUAUCAAUUAAUAUUCACAGCGCGUCUGGUUGGACUUAUUCUUGUUGCUGAUGCGUUGUUUCUUGGUGCUCAGCGAGUUGGUGGCUAUAUUCAGGAUAUAAGGUCGCAUUGAUUGGGGAUUGAAGGUUCUCGAUUCAUUGAUCUGAGAGGAUGAUGUUCUCAAAAACAAAAUAGAGUCCAGAGAUUGGGAGGGACAUGGAAUAUCAAUUUUGAUGCAAGGAGUAAUGUACAAUGAUGAGUAGGUACAUGACUUCUAUUUGUAGUCUUAUAUCAGAUGUUUGUUGCUGUUUAAUUACACGAUUUCAUAUGAUGUAACAUGAUGUAUAGUUUGUUAUGCUGCACAUAUAUUCCUUAAUUUAACCUGUCCGUCUUAAAGCUUC
Mercurialis annua (annual mercury) is the source of this 1314-nucleotide messenger RNA. Its product is annotated as rhodanese-like domain-containing protein 11, chloroplastic. NCBI's taxonomy places the organism in Eukaryota, Viridiplantae, Streptophyta, Magnoliopsida, Malpighiales, Euphorbiaceae. The record is from RefSeq and is a predicted model, not a curated record. The coding region runs from base 174 to 1046 and encodes 290 amino acids. The transcript has 10 exons.